Sclerotinia trifoliorum is the source of this 1146-nucleotide messenger RNA. The record is from the annotation of a GenBank genome assembly. Lineage: Eukaryota; Fungi; Ascomycota; Leotiomycetes; Helotiales; Sclerotiniaceae.
AAAUAUCCAAAGUUAUUCGGAGUCAGGAUGGGCACCGAUCCAUACAAUUGUAGUUUCUUUACUUUCUUUCAGUCAAACCUAAACCAAGCGUCCGAUCCACAACAGCAACUACUGCUUCAUAAACUCCCAAAUGUUUAAACCAUUGGUGUAAUCAACACACAACACGAAGAAGAAAAAGCCGGAAAAGAAACCAAACAACACCUACACAGAACUUUUUCUAGGGAUUUCUUUGUCUAGAAAACAAACAGUGUAAUCCUCUGUCCUCAGCCCCUUUUGGUCUCGCCUGUAGAUUUAACAAAAGGACUCCCCUUCAUCUCACUUCCUAACAAUGUCGGAACAAUGCCUAUUAUAACAAAUUAUAACCACAUCUAAUCAAUCCAUGCCCAGUCUAUCACCACUCACAAACUACCCACAAAUCAGCAUCACAGCACCUCAUCCCCAGAUCCACCCACCCUCAAGAAGAAAGAUGUCAGCCCAAACAAACGUCGCAGCAAUCGUGGCCCUCUUCCUAAUCUUCCUCACCAUCUUCCUCAUCUACAUGGCCUACCCCAGAAACAUCUGCCACCGAUUAAAAGCUCGACGCAUCGCCGCUCAAAAAAACCGCACAUCUAUUCCACCCGCGGGCCAACUACGCCAAGACCGCGACCUCGAGAUGAACAAAUAUCCAUUGCGGUAUCCGGACCCGGUGAUCACGACAGGAAACGACAAAUUAGAUGAUUGGCCACUGCGCAAUCCGAUACCGCCACCGGCGGCGUCGAUUUUGGCGAGACGAAGUCUGCGGUCCGAGGAUUGGCCUUUGAGGACUAUAGAGCCGGUGGUGGUGGUGAAGAGGAGACAAUUUAUGGAUCCGGAUGAGGAUGAUUUGAAGUUUGGUGGUGCGGGUGGUAGUCUUGAGGGGUUUCCUUAUCGAGUUUGAUAGGUGCGGGCAUUUAUUAGACAGAUGAGGGGAUUCAGAUAGGUGAGUGAAGAACGUGAUGCUUGACGUGGACAUUUUUCUCACCAGAUGAGUUAAGUGCAAGUGCAAGUGCACUUGAACAUAUUAUCCUUUACCUUACAUUCAAAAAUUAUUUUCCUACUUAAAACUAGACAAUUAUGAAGUGAAUACAAUAAAUCGUGAAGAAUAAAUACAUCGUGAAAACAAAACAA